Molecule: messenger RNA, 1269 nt
Organism: Laccaria bicolor S238N-H82
Lineage: Eukaryota; Fungi; Basidiomycota; Agaricomycetes; Agaricales; Hydnangiaceae
Exons: 6
Coding region: 1-1269 (422 amino acids)
Source: RefSeq, a predicted model, not a curated record
AUGGAGGAUAAUACUGAUUGUUGCUUUCAAUGUAUAUUUAAUGGGUAUAAAUCUGAUGGGCUUUCAGGAGGUGGUCACAUGACUAUUUUCCUAAAUAAUCAAAAAUGUGAAUGUUGUGGUGCUGCAUUAAAGGAGCUGAUGACGGAAGAACAGAUUAAAGCAUUCAAUGAUCUGCAAACUGAUCUGAUUGGCCCAGAGGAAGAGGCUACCCUUGAUCCACCAACACGGGAUGAAAAUGGAGUAUUAAGGGGGGGAACAUGGUUUGAAAGGACUGGCGCAGUUGGAAUCAAUGGAACCCGUUGCUAUCCCAUGGGUUCCACAACCCAGCGCACACGCGCUAUGUGGAGUCCCCACUGGUUUGGCAAAUUUUUUGACUUUAUGGAUGAGCAACUAGCUUUUAGAAAGAGGGUUUUAGAUACCUCCCUGGUGGGGAUGGGGGUUUUUGGGCAAAUGCAUGGUCACCGUGACACUGGAGAUGAUCCUGCAGGUUAUACCUGCAUGAUGUCCAACACCAAUGUCCCAGAAGGUGGUGGAACUGAAAUGGGAAGAUUCUUUGUUCUGAACAAUCUCAUUUAUGUGAAGAUGGUUCGCUUUAGCUUGCCCAUUUUCAAUGGGCUCUUCUUGCAUGGGGGCUCACCAAUCAUUCUUGGACAUGGCGUCGAGUUGAAAAAAAACUUGUAUCGGAUCAAUGCUGUUCUAUAUUCACCACGUUUCAUGCUUUCUGGAGCUGGUCAAUACUCUAUUGGGUUUGCCAAGGCGACAUCAUUGCUCACCAAUAAAGGGACAAUAACAAGGGAGGCUAACUUUGUCCACGACGGUAUAAUUCUUAUGGAACCUAAGUCAUUGUUCAACUUUGUUGUCCGGGGCCUACUUCAAAUUUCUGCCUAUAUUGUUCGUCAGCUUCCAUUGCCUAUGGGUGUACGAAUAGACCAGGCAAAGUUUACAUCUGCAUUCACCAUGCAAGACAAUAUGACAACCAUCGCUGCUGAACCUUGGCCUGAAGCUCCAGAUGGUUCGGUCUCUGAUCUCAUUUUACCAGGGGAGAUUGAGGUUGACGGGAUGGAUCCAUCUAUCAAAGCAGCUCAUAUUCGCAAAAAAAUCCACAUGGAAUGGAUUGACCACAAAGCCAAUAUGGCCAGCUUUAUACCAUCCCAGUGGGGCCACGUUAAGGACUACACAGAUACGACCAGCCAAGAUACAGAAGUUGAUAGGCCAAAACGUGAAUGUCUUACCAUUGUCAAAUUGCUUCACACUUAUGCUUUCUUAUAG